This is a messenger RNA of Marasmius oreades (fairy-ring Marasmius), 381 nucleotides long. RefSeq lists its product as uncharacterized. The transcript has a single exon. Lineage: Eukaryota; Fungi; Basidiomycota; Agaricomycetes; Agaricales; Marasmiaceae. Bases 1 to 381 code for a protein of 126 amino acids. The record is from RefSeq and is a predicted model, not a curated record.
AUGCAAGAUGAGCAGACUUACCUGGCAGCAAAAUUCAAGGCAUACGAAGCCAAUAACCCUCUCCUCGCCCACCAAAUCCUUCGUCAUGCCGAAAGGCGUGGACGUGCCUUUGAAAUGCAUCGUGAUCGUCUCCAGAAGCUGCAGAAGUUUCCCGGCUUCAUCCCCACCGCGUUGACACCAGGCCAGGCCGUUCAGACAGUUGAGGAGCGCUGCCAGGGUAGCAUAGUAGUGGGACAGGACCCUGAGCUACCAACGCCAGUCUCUGGAGCUCAUGGACAGGUUGAUCUAGGCACUGAGUCUGAGGAAGAGGAGGAGAAGGAAGAGUCUGAUGAUGAGCUGCUGAGCAGCACUCUGGAGGCUGUACUUGCUCUCACAGACUGA